This is a messenger RNA of Aspergillus aculeatinus CBS 121060, 1752 nucleotides long. Its product is annotated as fungal specific transcription factor domain-containing protein. Lineage: Eukaryota; Fungi; Ascomycota; Eurotiomycetes; Eurotiales; Aspergillaceae. The record is from RefSeq and is a predicted model, not a curated record. Gene Ontology annotation, molecular function: DNA binding; zinc ion binding. The coding region runs from base 1 to 1752 and encodes 583 amino acids. Gene Ontology annotation, biological process: DNA-templated transcription. The transcript is spliced from 4 exons. Gene Ontology annotation, cellular component: nucleus.
AUGGCUCGGGCCACCACCCCAAUAGCCCUGCUGUGCAAAGAGAAUCCAAUCCUGAUCUCCUGGCUCGGCUGCAGAGACUGGAGCAGUUGCUGCAAGCACCCCCUGUACCUGAUGGUUCUGGUCCGGGUCCAGAUUCAGGAAAUCGGCAGGGAUCAUCAGCAGCUGGUGCUCUCAUCCCCUCAUCCACAUCGGGACACCGGACCUUAUCCUUUUGGCGAAAAUGAUACUGAAAGUCGAGCCAAUAUUUCAGCAAAGCUUCCUCCUACGGACUAUUGCGACCGGCUCAAGGAGGUCUAUUUCCAGUCGUUUAUCCCGCUCUUUCCUAUUCUGCAUGCCCCCACGUUUCAUGAUCGGUAUCGGCAAUUUUCCGAGAACCCAGACCAGGUCUCCCUAGCUUGGCUUGCUCUGCUAUUCACCAUUCUGGGCACCGCUGUUCUCGCGCUGGAACAUGAUGAUCCUCUACUGAGGGCCCUCAGCCGCAAACCGACACCCUGGGACCGAGUCACCGAGCUCUCGGAGCGGUAUUACACCGCAGCCAUGAAAUGUCUCGAGGCGGAUCGCUAUCUGUGGCGACACAACAUAUGGACACUGCAGGCUCUGCUAAAUCUUAUAUAUGGAAUCCAUCAUAGCCACGGUCAAACUUGGACUCUUCUGGGUCUUGCCUAUCACCUAGCACUCUCGAUUGGAUGCCACGUGGACCCGGCCGUAUUCUCUUUGGAUAUUGUUGAAGUCGAGGAGCGUCGCCGCUGUUGGUUAGCUCUGACGACACUGCUCUAUCAUCAGAAUAUGGCGAUUACGGGUUUGGAUCUCUAUUCGUCUGUGCUCUCGUCCCAUGUCCUUCCCCCCGCCGAGGUGUGGGAUGACGAAAUCAUCCAGGGAGGGCCAAGCCCAGCCGUGACUUCGGUCGGUAUCAAACCCGUCUCCUACUUGAUUCGAAAGGCACGUCUCUUUCAAUUCUCCGCCAAGGUCUGCAACUCCACGUACGGGGCAACCUCCGAUGACUCGACGGCGCUUCGCCGUCUGGAUGCGAUGAUACGGGCCGAAAUCGACCCCCUGGAGCAGAAUUACGCCUCCAGGUCGGGAAUCGACUCCUCGGUCGUCCGUGCGAAUCUGCUACUCAGCUUCGCCCACCAUCUGGUCCUCCUUCUCCACAGUACCAUACUGAACGAGGUGUCGGGUUGUCCGCCGCAACAAAGCUGGUCGAAGCAAUGCUGCCUGCAAAGCGCACAGCGCAUCUUGGAACUCCACGCCGACUUCCACAAAUCACCUCAAUUCACGCCUUUUCACUGGUAUAUCCGGGGCCGGGGCGCUUUCCACGCUUUCCACGCCGCAUUCAUCCUGGUGCUGAUCCUGUCCGUAGAGCCCCAGGCACCCUGUCCGUUGGAGGCUGUGCUGCUGUUGCAUAAUUGCCAUGCUCUGCUGGAGGCGUCCAAAGCACAGAGCCAACUGUGUACUCGCACCGCACGAAUCCUUGGCCAGAUGCUAUCAAGCAAGCGGUUGGGUGCUCCAGGGCUGGCGUCCGGUGAACCAGAAAGUGACUCCCGCAACCUCGCCUCUCGGGGUGCCCAGUUAAAUCCCCAGAUCGACCUCGACCCGCCGAUGGAGACCGGCGAUGGCCGAGAUCUGAUAUCGGAAAGCGUAGAUUGUCCGGGUCUGUUGCGGCAGAUUGAGCCGCAGCAAUGGUUCAACCCCAUGGACAUGGAUUGGGAUCUGUGGGACUGGAUUUUGGCUGCAUCUGGAACGACACCCUGA